Messenger RNA from Microdochium trichocladiopsis, 1891 nucleotides. Its product is annotated as Alpha/Beta hydrolase protein. The record is from RefSeq and is a predicted model, not a curated record. Lineage: Eukaryota; Fungi; Ascomycota; Sordariomycetes; Xylariales; Microdochiaceae. The transcript has 3 exons. The coding region runs from base 223 to 1857 and encodes 544 amino acids.
AGCGAUCAGAGCGGAAGGGCGUCGGAUUUGGGUUCGUAUGUUGAAGCAGAAACCGUUCCGAUCUUGGGCGUCAAUUCGUGGCUGGUGGGAACGCCUGACAGCCGGUCAAGCUUCAGCCAAGAUAGCCCUAUUUGUCCUUAUCGCUUACACAGGCCGCGCACACACACACACACACACCACAUACCCUGUUUCCCAGCACGGUCGCCGGCACAUCGCACGGCCAUGGGCAACUCCAUCUCGUACACGACGACGCCCCACGAGCUCGACCUCGGGGCCAAGGGCGCAAUCCGCGGCUUGCAAUACGACAACAAGGCUCGGCGGUAUGCAGGUGUGCCCUUCGCGCUGCCUCCCACAGGCCAGCACCGUUGGAGGAAACCACGGCCAUUGCCAGCGGACCAUGUCUAUUCUGGUGACGCGGACGACGAUAGGGUCUUUGACGCCACACGGUUUCGGACGCUUUGCCCCCAGAAGGCCUUUCACGUAGGCGAGGGGGGCAGUGCCGACAAGUACAGCGAGGACUGCCUCUUCGUCAAUAUCUGGACCCCAGUAGAGAAGCCAGAUAAUGAUGGCAAGGAAACGAAAUGGCCAGUCAUGUUGUGGCUCCAUGGCGGCUGGUUCCAGAUGGGCGACCCCUCGCACGAGGCCUACAUGGACCCGACGGAGCUCAUCUCGAGCGGCGGCCUCGAUGCCAUUGUCGUUGCGAUCGGCUACCGCCUGAACGUGUUUGGUUUCCUGGCCGGCCAGGCGCUGCACGAGGAGAGCGGCGGCGAGGCGGCGGGCAACUACGGCCUUUGGGACCAGCGGCUGGGUGCCGAGUGGGUGAGGGACAACAUUGCCGCCUUUGGUGGCGAUCCGGACAACAUCACCCUCGCCGGCCGCAGUGCCGGUGCCUACAGUGUCGAGGCGCAGAUGCUGUACGAGCUGCGGAGGUCGGACGCCGACAGCGACCGCUCCCUGUACCGCCGCGCUUUUAUGGACUCGAAUGCCAUCCCGGCGCAGCCCAAGAGCCUUGCGGACGCCGAGCCGCAGUUCGACGAGCUAUGCACCCAUUUCUCGAUCCCGUCGAUAUUGCCAGCUGCUGAGCGUCUGUCGAAACUACGCGAUGUCAGCGCCGAGGAUCUGGUUGCAGCUCUCGAAAAACUCGAGAACCAUACGUUCCGCCCUGUAACGGACGACAUCUUCAUCCACGACGGAAUGGUUCAAUACUUGAGCAGUUCAGAAUUUGGGCUCGCGUUCAAGGAGCGUGGAUACAAGCUCCUCAUUGGCGAGGUGCUGAAUGAGGAGACGCUGUACGCGACUUACAACAGCCCCGAGUCACCCACGCUUGAAGCGCUGAAGAUGCAGGUCGGCAACUAUUAUGCUCCAGCAACCGUCGAGCGUGCACUCGCGUACUAUGACUUGCCGAGGUCGACAGAACUGCAAGACUGGAAGAAUUGUUUUGGCCGCAUAAUCGCCGACGGCCAGGUCCGCGCACCCUCUCGGGCACUCGCGCAGAACUUGCUGCGAAACGGGGUGCCCAUCAGCGACAUCUGGCGGUACCAAAUUGCCUACCGGCUGUCAUUCAUCACCGAGAAAAUUGCCCCAAUGUCCAUGGGUGUUGCCCAUGCCAUGGACAAGCCGUUCUGGAAUUUCUGCAUUGGAUCCGGUCCCACGGCGGCCGAGCGCAAGUUGAUGGAAGACUGGAUUCAAAUUCUCGUGCGGUUCGUCCAGGACAAUAGACCAGACUACAACUUCGGGACUCGGGCGAUAGACGAGAUGAAAAUGAUCACACCGGAAGGCACAAUUGAGAUCCGGAAGGAUCCCAGAUGGGAGGAACUUGAAAGGAUAGGAGCCAUAUUUGCCGGCGAGACUAAGUGACAAUAAUAGCAGCACAACAAGGCUGUUUGUAUGC